Protopterus annectens (West African lungfish) is the source of this 2459-nucleotide messenger RNA. RefSeq lists its product as uncharacterized. The record is from RefSeq and is a predicted model, not a curated record. The transcript has 7 exons. Gene Ontology annotation, biological process: transmembrane transport. Gene Ontology annotation, cellular component: membrane. Gene Ontology annotation, molecular function: transmembrane transporter activity. The coding region runs from base 1 to 1221 and encodes 406 amino acids. NCBI's taxonomy places the organism in Eukaryota, Metazoa, Chordata, Ceratodontiformes, Protopteridae.
AUGGUGAGUGAAGAUGCCACAUUUAGGGAAGAAGUGAAGUUUAUAUCAGAAAUGUUUUUGAAGAGGGGAUAUCCUAGUGGUUUAGUGGCAGUGGUGGCCAAAGAGGUGAUUAAAAAGAGAAUAGAUGGCAUUUUCCAACCCAUUUUGGGCAGGCCUGAUCGGAAUAAUGGUAGAGGUCAGGUAGCCUAUCAGGGCUGGAGGUGGACGUUUUUUAUUUGUGCCAUUCCAGGAUUUAUUGUGAGUGCUGUUAUCCUACUUACUGUCCAGGAGCCUCUUCGUGUAGGGACUGGUCGGGGUGACUUGCGAACUGCAGUCUCAUCCAAUUUCUCUUUCAAGCAGAAGCUUGCAAAGAUUUUGAAUCCUUUUUUGAGUCCCUCUCUGCUUUUGUUAUGCUUAGCUGGAUCCAUCAGAAAUGCAGGUGGAUAUGUUUGGGCCUAUAAUGCACCGCUGUAUUUCAAUCUCUACUACCCUGAGACUGAUGUAGGACUGUGGCUCUCCUGGAUACCAAUGGUUGGAGGGAGCUUUGGAGUUUUGUUUGGAGGAUUCAUUUCUGACCGUGUAGUGAAGAGGAAGGGUAUACAUGCAAGAAUCUGGGUUUUGGUUUUAAGUCAGAUGAUCGCUGCUCCAUUCUUGGUGGGAGCUUUGUGGUUUUCUCCACCAUAUUCUUUCCUGAUUCUUAUUCCUGCAUAUAUUAUUGGAGAAAUGUGGGUUGGUGUUACUUUGGCUAUUUUAGUGGAGCUGGUUCCUCCAGUUGUCCGCACCUCUGCUGUGGCAUUCUACCUCUUCAUCAUAACAAACAUUGGUGGCAAUGUGCCCUUAUUGGUCCCUCCUCUCACAACAUUGUAUGGAUUAAGAAUUGCACUUCUGAUCCUGUAUCCAGGAAUGUAUGUUCUUGCAGACGGUCUUCAGUGCUAUGGCUGCAACAUUAUCGUUGGCACAAAAUACAUCAACAAAGGAUGCUCCAACCCAGAAGUCAUCACCUGCUCACAUUAUUAUAAAGGAUUCAAGCACCGAUUCUGCAUUAAGACAGAGAGCAUGGUGUCUGGAGUCUUACUGACCAGUGGCUGUGCUACAUCCCGUCACUGCCAGUUGAAGGAAUUGCCAGGUGUGAAGAUCGACUGUUGUGAGGCUGACCUAUGUAACAGUACCCAAAGGGGCAGUGCCCAUGGACUGCAUGCAGCUCUGCCAUUCACAAUGCUGGCACUUGUUUGGGCUUUAUAAUUUAAAAAAUUUAGCACACAUGCAACCACUUUUGACAUUUUCACCACUAAAAUUUGAUUGGGUCCGAUAAUUAAAAAAGUCACCAAAUCUCAAACAACUUGAAUAUUUCCUACACAAAUGAAGAACCUUGUAAUAAAACCUAAUAUAAACUCCAAUUUAUGUAUAGACCAGGCCUUUGCAAUUAUCAUCACUCCUACUAUUUGAAGAGAUAUUUCUGACCAUCAGUGAUGUCCUUACUCUGAAAAUAGUAAUCUUCUUCAUAUUUUACAAGAAUUGUUUAUGCUUCUUUCAUUUAUUUUUAUCAUAACAACUUGACACUUGUGACAUUUUUUUAACACCAGUUGGUAUGCAGGGCAUUUAAUUUGUUAUCCUAGAAAAUGGUUUCCCAUUGUGACUUUACUUAAGAAAGGCUGAACACUCAGGUAAACACAAACCAUCUCUGAAACAGAAGGACAGCUGCUUCUGUCCCCAUUUCAGACAUAUCUGACACAAACGAGUUUUCCUUUAGUGUGUGUUAUCAUUGCAUUUUAAUGUGUUCUCACAUAAUGCACUGACGUUACAGCUCGAUAGGCUGGUGAUCUGUCAUAGAAAAUAGCUACUUUUCACCUGAAAUAUGACAUUUCUUUGCUUACUUUAUCAAUUUAAAAGAAAAACAGUAAAGCAGAGGCUUUUAUUCCCCGACACCCUUCACCUGACUCAGAUAAAUGUUAAAGUUGUGGUCACCUUAUCCUGUAGUUGAGGAAAUACUUCUUUUUAAAACUUUUCAAUUAGAUGAAAUCUGGCAGAAGGGAAUGACCACAUUGUGAUACAACCCUCCCUAGUAAAAAAUGUAAUUAAUUACAUAAUAAAUUGUUCUUGAUUUCUCUUUUUCUUCAGCUUUGUCUUCUAGGUGGAGAGAGCAAUGAGAGUGUCAUUAUUAAGACAGCCAAGAAAAUGUGAAAAUGUACUAAAUCUGUUUGAUCAGCCAUUUGAAAAUGUACUAAAUCUGUUUGGUCAGCAGGUGGCCUUGCUACAUCAGUUCUCAGCUUUAAUCAGAGUUCGUUAGCAUUAUUACUUUUUCUAAUGGUUUCUUUAGGCAGAAAUGCACGUGAAACACUAUCUUAUUUCCUUAUAUUUCACAUUUCCAGCACAAUGGUUUCUCCGGUACUUUAAUAAUUUGUGCAUGUAUAGAUAAAGUACACCAUUAUAGAUUCUGUCAUUUUCAAAUAAAUAGAGAACCAUUUUACAUGGGUAUUCCA